CUGGGCGGGAGAGGAACGGGCGGAGGGAACGGUGCGGACCGGGGGGACAGCGGGGACAACGGGAACGGUACGGACCGGGGGGACAGCGGGGACAGAGGGAACGGGCCUGGGGAAGAUGACAACCCUCACACGGCAGGACCUGAACUUUGGGCAAGUUGUUGCAGAUGUUCUUUCAGAAUUCCUGGAAGUGGCUGUUCACCUCAUCUUGUACGUCAGAGAAGUUUACCCCAUUGGGAUCUUUCAGAAGAGGAAAAAAUACAAUGUACCUGUCCAGAUGUCCUGCCACCCAGAGCUGAACCAGUACAUCCAGGACACGCUGCACUGUGUAAAGCCACUGCUGGAGAAGAACGAUGUGGAAAAAGUCGUGGUUGUAAUCCUGGAUAAAGAGCACCACCCGGUGGAGAGAUUUGUCUUUGAGAUCACCCAGCCACCUCUGCUUUCCAUUAGUUCUGAGUCCCUGCUGUCCCACGUGGAGCAGUUACUCCGUGCCUUCAUCCUGAAAAUCAGCGUGUGCGACGCUGUGCUGGACAACAACCCCCCGGGUUGCACCUUCACAGUUCUGGUUCACACACGGGAGGCUGCCACACGGAACAUGGAAAAGAUCCAGGUGAUAAAGGACUUCCCGUGGAUCCUCGCUGACGAGCAGGACGUGCACAUGCACGACCCCCGGCUUAUCCCCCUGAAAACCAUGACAUCUGACAUCUUAAAGAUGCAGCUCUAUGUAGAGGAGCGAGCCCACAAAGGCACCUGAUUUCAACUUUUCCUUGCCUUCAAGCCUCAUGUGAUCUUCCAGCGGAGUAAGAUCUGUCACAAACCAUAGCUUGAGAACCAUCUCUUCAGCCAGCCUUCUGGUGAAUGUAGAGCAGCUGCUGCCUCUUUAUUUCAAGUGCUCUUACCACUGUAUAUAGAACUGACUUGGAAUGUGGAGCCAGAGCCUGUUCCCGUGUUGACUCGUGUGAGAGUGAGUACAGGUGUUGUUACAGUGCGUCCCUGGGGAGUCAGUGCUUUGUACCAAUCCAGUUCUCACCUGAUGGGGCAGCUCCCUUGCACAGGGGCAGGGAUGGACAGCAAGGAGCUGUUCCAUGAGAGUAAUGGACUUGUGCUAAGGGGGAGUGAGGCCUUAUGUAGUGUCUGUCCACUGUGACUGUCCCAAGUAGUCUUCAAUAAAUAUGAAGUUUUACCCCAGUUGAACUGGGCUGAGUCCUGUUCAAA
Molecule: messenger RNA, 1212 nt
Organism: Chiroxiphia lanceolata (lance-tailed manakin)
Lineage: Eukaryota; Metazoa; Chordata; Aves; Passeriformes; Pipridae
Gene: MAD2L2
Product: mitotic arrest deficient 2 like 2
Exons: 9
Coding region: 116-751 (211 amino acids)
Cellular component (GO): zeta DNA polymerase complex
Source: RefSeq, a predicted model, not a curated record